Messenger RNA from Zootoca vivipara (common lizard), 3911 nucleotides. It is a transcript of the gene TRIM50, whose product is annotated as tripartite motif containing 50. The record is from RefSeq and is a predicted model, not a curated record. NCBI's taxonomy places the organism in Eukaryota, Metazoa, Chordata, Lepidosauria, Squamata, Lacertidae. Gene Ontology annotation, molecular function: protein binding; zinc ion binding.
GAGGAACAAGAAUUGCUCUCAUUUCCCCUUGCCUGCCACAACUGGAGUUUCCCACAACAGGGUGCUGGGCUUCCAGGACUAGGUUAAGAAAAUAAACUGGUGGGCAAAAUGGCCAGGAAGAUGAGCAUCGACCAGCUGGAAGACCAGCUGCUCUGCCCCAUUUGCCUGGAAGUCUUCAAAGAGCCCCUGAUGCUCCAGUGUGGGCAUUCAUACUGCAAGACCUGCGUGGUCGCGCUUUCAGUUGACCUGGAGAGCCAGUUCCUUUGCCCGGUGUGCCGGAAGGCUGUGGACUGCGGCAGUUCCCCGCCCAACGUCAAUCUGGCUCGUAUCAUUGAGGCGCUGCAUGCUGCAGGCAGCUCAGAUCCCAACGAGGAGUCCUGCCCUAACCACCACAACCCCCUCAGCCUCUUCUGUGAGCAAGACCAGGAGGUGAUCUGUGGUCUCUGCGGCACCAUUGGCACCCAUCAGCACCACAAGGUCACCCCCAUCUCGUCCAUCUACAGCCGGAUGAAGGAGAAGCUCUCUGCGUUGAUGACGGAGGUGCAGAAGCAGAAGGGGAACUUGGAUGAGCAAGUCAGCAGGCUGAUGAACAACAAGACACGCAUUGCGAACGAGUCCGAUGUCUUCAAAUGGGUGGUCCGGAAGCAGUUCCAGGAACUGCACAGGUACAUCGAUGAGGAGAAGGCUAGGUUCCUGGGGCGAAUUGAGAGGGAGGCAGGCCAACUUAUUGCCUCCAUCGAAGUCCAGGUGAAUCAGACGACGGACAUCUUGCAGAAGCUGAAGGAGCUGGAUAAUUCCCUGGAGAAACUCAACAAUGAAGGACAGUUGGAUUUCAUAAGGAAAUACAGAUCUCUUCCCUCCAGGUCUGAGCUCCCCCGCCAGCAUCUGGCCGAUGGUAUGUUCAGCGCAGUCUCCUUUAAGCCCGACUUCCACCAAGAUGACAUCAAGAUGAUGGUGUGGAAGAGACUACUACGCAAAGUCCUCCCAGCUCCAGAGAUGCUGAAACUGGACCCAGUGAGUGCACACCCCAUCCUGGAGCUGUCCAAGGGAAACACUGUGGUCCAGUGUGGGGUGUUCUUCCAGAGGCGAGGCAGCAACCCAGACCGCUUCGACUACAGCAACUGCAUCCUGGGUAACAAGGGCUUCUCCUGGGGGAGGCACUACUGGGAGGUGAUUGUGGGCCUCAAGAGCCACUGGCGUUUGGGCAUCGUCAAAGCCACGGUCAGCCGCAAGGGCAAGCUGAACAAGAGCCCUGAACAUGGGGCGUGGCUGAUCGGCCUGAAGGAAGGCAAGGUCUAUGAGGCCUUCAACAACCCACGCGUGGUGCUGCCACUCUCAGCCCGCCCCCAGCGCAUCGGGGUCUACUUGCACUACGAGAAGGGUGAGCUGACCUUCUACAAUGCCAACAGCCCUGACGAACUGGUACCAAUUUACACCUUUCAAGCAGAGUUCCAGGGCAAGCUGUACCCCAUCCUGGACAUGUGUUGGCAUGAACGGGGCACCAACACGUUGCCCAUUGUCCUGCCUACACCCACCAUGCUGCAGGUCCAAGAAGAUGAUGGCCUCAAUGCCCAGGAGCCCACCAAGUUGUAAGUGGGUAGUUCCUGCCUGCUGGGCUGCAGAGUCAGUGCCAUGUUGCUGCAGCUGCAGGGGAGAAAGGCGCCAGCCACAGACCGCUCUGCUCCAAAGCAUGGCAAGCUGGACUAGAGAAACCCUGAUCAAGGUGUAACUGGAUUUGUAUUCUCACAUGAGAACAGUCCCCACAUACUGUAUACAAGGUGGGCUCCAGAGGUUUGUUUGAGAACCUUUUGCCUUCAGCUCAGCUGAAGGAGUGAGAACAUGGCUGGUUAAUCAAGGAGCCAUGUUAAGCAUCUCAAGAGCAAGUGAGAGAGACAGCUCAAUACAUUUUGGUGCCUGCUUUGAAGAAACCCAGUGAUCCCCCAAGGAGGAGAACUUCCUUUUUUCUAAACGGCAUGGUCCAAGGAUCAGCUCAGUCGUUCUCCCUGCUAACUGUCCUUGAUGGCACUCUCAAUCUGUUCAACCACCUCACCUUGCCUCUGGGCUGCCUCUAGGAAACAUGCCAGUUAAUUGAUGCUUAAACUUCAAAGGCUCGUUGCUUCCCUCUCUGCCUUUUAGUCUUCUUCACCAGGAAGUUUAAAGGCUAGAUUUCAUACAGCUUCCUGACACAUUGCUACAAUCGUCCUGCAUUUGCCAAUGCCAUGGGGCCACAUUUAAAAGGGGGGAAGAUUAAAGGCUGAAACUGUCCUACCAAUGUCUUUGAAAAUGCUUUCCCAUCACAUCCCUUUGGUCUGCCACAAAUGCACUUUAGAGGUUGCACCAGAGCAUUAUGUUUAAUCUGUUUUAAGGCAGACUUUGCCAACAUGGUGCCUUCAAUAUUACUUGGACUAAAAUGCCCAUCAGCCACAGCCAACUCAGCUCUAUUAUGCCAGUGUUGAUGGGAGAAUAAUAAUAAUAAUAAUAAUAAUAAUAAUAAUAAUAAUAAUAAUAAUAAUAUAUUAUUUAUACCCCGCCCAUCUGGCUGGGUUUUCCCAGCCACUCUGGGCGGCUUCCAACUGAAUAUUAAAAACAGUACAGCACCAAACAUUAAAAACUUCCCUAAACAGGGCCGCCUUCAGUUGUCUUCUAAAAGUACAGACAUACUGGUCAGGACUGAUGCGAGUUUUAGUCCAAAACAUCUGGUGGCACUAGUUUGGGGAAGGCUGGUUAUGGGUUGCUCUUAAGCAGGGAUGGAGAAGCUGUAGCCUUCCAGGUGUUUCCAAACCAUAGCUCCCAUCUUCUCCAGCCAUUGGCCAAGCUUGCUGAGGCUGAUGGAAUCUGUAGUUCAGUAGCAAUGGCAGCCCCAUGGACUCCCCAUGCCUGUUCUUAAGUGUUCUAUCCUCCUUAGUCUGAAGCUUCCCUCUCUACCACUUCCUUGAACACCUAAAAAAAGAUUAAGAAUUGACAGUCCCUACCUGCAGGCUGAAAGGAACACAAGAAAGGAGCCUAGAAAUGGAAGAGGACCAUUGAAGCAGUGGUUCCAUCCAUCCAUCCUCCAGUGAGCUUCAAGCUGCAAACUGGAAGUUAUCCAGAUUUAUUUUCCUCCUUUGUUUAGUAGACAUCCAAAAAGUUCUCCAAGGUGGCUGAAUUGUCCAGUUGUUUUCCUACUAGCUUUGCUUCCCAUGCUUUUGUAACACGUUCGAUCAUGCGCUUUUAAAAUUUUGUAUGUACCUAAUUCUGCAGCCUCUAGGCAGUGUAGAAGGAGUAAACAAAUAUUCCCGUUGCAAUUAAAGACGAUCGUGACACAGCCAUAGCACAACCCGAUACAGUAGCAGAAUGGGAAAUCCGUUUUUAUUAAUCCUUCGGAAAUACAGAGUUAUUGACAGCCUCCAGAGCUACCAAAGAGUAUCCACCACAUGGUCCUUCCAGCUGGUGAGGGAUCUCACAGGGAGCAAAUCCCACUGCAGGAAAUGUCUGCUUUCUACCGGUACCUGCAGUUCUUGUGCUUGUGCUCGAGGUGGGAAGAAGUCACUGAAUGCACCACCAUCCAUUCAUGCUAUACUUGGGUUGCUGAUCCAAAGGUCGGUGGUUCGAAUCCCCAUGAUGGGGUGAGCUCCCAUUGCUCUGUCCCAGCUCCUGCCAACCUAGCAGUUCGAAAGCAGACCAUAGAUAAAUAGGUACCGCUGUGGCGGGAAGAUGAGAUAAGCGUCACACACCAUAGUCCCCUUUGACUGGACUUAACCGUCCAGGGGUCCUUUACUUUUCACCUUUACCCUUUUACCUUACAUGUUGUUGGAUUUUGUUGUUACUGUUUUGGUGGCUAAUUUUUUUAUGAUGACAAAUAAUGUUGUAUUAUGUAAAUCAAUGUGCUUGUAAGCUAUUUCAAGCUCCCCUCCCCCACCUGCUGGACCAAA